This is a messenger RNA of Cucumis melo (muskmelon), 1264 nucleotides long. Its product is annotated as triacylglycerol lipase OBL1-like. The coding region runs from base 11 to 1225 and encodes 404 amino acids. The transcript has 4 exons. NCBI's taxonomy places the organism in Eukaryota, Viridiplantae, Streptophyta, Magnoliopsida, Cucurbitales, Cucurbitaceae. The record is from RefSeq and is a predicted model, not a curated record. Gene Ontology annotation, biological process: lipid metabolic process. Gene Ontology annotation, molecular function: triacylglycerol lipase activity.
GAACAUAGAUAUGGAAUUCCCCUUAAAGGAUAUUAGAAGAGUGUUGAGUGGUGGUGGUGAGAGUAAGUGCAACAAGGGUUUCUCCAGCAGCUACAUGCUUGUGAACCCCCAAGAAGUGAAGAUCUUGGAACUUGGAGGCCUCCUGUUUACGAAGAAUCUGAUAAAAAAAUUAAACUUUGUAGAUUCGAGUCACCCCAAUGAAUUCAAUUUCUGGCAUAGAUUCUUCAUCUUCCUAUCCAUCAUCGUCCUAAAGCUCCUCCAAGUAUUUGCCACUCCACUCGCAUUUUUUGGCUUCUGCCUGGAGUUCUCCCUUAAUUUUUUAUCCACAAACGAGGGCUUCUUUGGCAUCUUUCUCAAUAUCUUACGACUGAAGUUGACAAUACCGGAGAGGUCAUCAGCGGAGUACCGGUCGGUGAUUGGUCAUUUGGAUAGAAGGAUAACGUUAGACAAAAAUAUAAAGCCCGGAGAUGUCAAUUACUUCGGAGCUCUUUGCAUGAUGGCUUCUAAACUUGCUUAUGAGAAUCAGGCUCGCGUUCAACAUAUUGUCAAUAACGUUUGGAAGAUGAAGCUCUUGGGAUUUUUCAACUUUUGGAAUGAAUAUGAAGAAAAUUGCUCAACACAAGCGUUCAUGAUGCGGGAUACAAAAGUUGAUCAGCACGAUACUAUCAUCGUCUCCUUUAGAGGUACAGAGCCAUUCAAUGCCGAUGACUGGUGCUCUGAUUUUGACAUCUCUUGGUACGAGAUUAAAGGCGUCGGAAAAAUUCAUGGAGGAUUUAUGAAAGCACUUGGCUUACAAAAAUCCAUUGGAUGGCCCAAAAAAAUAGACCGACAAGACCAAGAAAGACGUCCUUUGGCAUAUUACACCCUCAGAAAAAGGCUUAAAAAACUUAUGAAAGAAAAUGAGGGUGCUAGGUUUGUGGUGACGGGGCACAGCCUGGGUGGGGCUUUGGCUAUAUUAUUUCCUUUUAUUUUGGCAUUUCAUGACCAAAAAUUACUACUCGAGAGAUUAGAAGGAGUGUACACAUUCGGACAACCUCGGGUUGGAGACCGCAAAUUAGGAGAGUUUAUGUUGAAAACAUUCUCACGUUACAAUAUUCGUUACUACAGAUUCGUUUAUGGUUUCGACAUGGUUCCUAGACUGCCCCUUGACGACAAGGCCUUGAUGUUCAAACACUUUGGACCCUGUAUUUAUUUCGAUCGAAACUAUGUUGCAAAGGUAAGUUGAGAUUAAUUUUGUUGUAUGGUGUAACUGUUUUAUGUUAUU